Messenger RNA from Parnassius mnemosyne (clouded apollo), 1218 nucleotides. The record is from the annotation of a GenBank genome assembly. NCBI's taxonomy places the organism in Eukaryota, Metazoa, Arthropoda, Insecta, Lepidoptera, Papilionidae.
AUGGAUAUCAUCAAAAACUACAAGUUGAAAAAUGGUAGGGUCUAUCGGAUUUUGGAUGCAGACACAAUCAGAUGGGUGGUACCAAAAGGGGCGCGUUGGCAGAUUCUGAAAGCUAAUCAUGAUAACGUAGGUCAUUUUGGGUUUGCAAAAACUUUAGACCGAAUACAAGCCAUGUAUUGGUUCCCCAAGAUGAGAAGAUUCGUAAAAAAAUACGUCAGCGCGUGUUUAGAAUGUGCCCACCAUAAAACAACUGGUGGACUAAAAGUAAAUAGUUUCCAUCCAAUUCCUAAAAUUGACAUACCCUUCCACACUAUCCAUGCCGACCAUUUAGGCCCUUUCAAUAAGAGCAAACGAAGGAAUAGCUAUAUUCUAGUCAUAGUCGAUGCCUUUACCAAAUUUGUUAAUUUAACAGCAGUGCAAAAUACGAAAUCUACAACAACUAUUCGAAUAUUUAAAGAACAUUUUAGUUAUUUUGGAACUCCCGCUAGACUUAUAACCGAUCAGGGUACAACCUUUACAAGCAAAAAGUUUCGGGACUUUAUAGUUUCUAAGGGUAUUAAACAUGUCCUUAACGCUGUCGCCACCCCUAGAGCGAAUGGCCAAGUAGAGCGGUACAAUCGCACAAUUCUGGCUGCACUCGGCGCAAUGACCCACGAAAAGCCUAUAAAUGUGUGGGAUGAUUACCUGCCUGACGUUCAACUUGGAAUCAAUACCACUGUUCAUGCCAUUACGAAAAAAACUCCAACAGAGCUUUUAUUUGGCCAUAGAAUUACAAAUCCUUCCGAAGGGAUCCUUAAUGACAUCAUCGAGGACGUUAAUGAAAAUGAAGUUACCCCUAACUUAAACACCAUCAGACAGGGUGCAAAGCUUCUUAUAGAUAAGCAGCAACAUAAAUGUAAAGAACGAUCCGAAACUCGCGUGAAAAAUAACAUAGCCCUUAAGGUAGGCGAUCUUGUAAGUGUUUUGAGAACUAUCCCUAGCCAAGAAGGGCAGUCUCGUAAGUUAGAACCAAAAUUUAGGGGCCCUUAUCGAAUUAAAAAAGUUUUACCGAAUGAUAGGUACAUUAUUGAAGAUACACCACUAACAAAAAAGGGUAGACUUUAUGAAGCAAUUGUUGCAAUUGAUAAGUUGAAACCAUGGCUAAAUUUUCAGAGUGCCAAUGAUGAUAGUGAUGGCUCAAACAGUAGCAGUAAGGACGAUGAUGACCAAAGUUAUUGA